Molecule: messenger RNA, 1327 nt
Organism: Macadamia integrifolia
Lineage: Eukaryota; Viridiplantae; Streptophyta; Magnoliopsida; Proteales; Proteaceae
Product: glyoxylate/hydroxypyruvate reductase HPR3-like
Exons: 2
Coding region: 145-1152 (335 amino acids)
Cellular component (GO): cytosol
Molecular function (GO): glyoxylate reductase (NADPH) activity; NAD binding; hydroxypyruvate reductase [NAD(P)H] activity
Source: RefSeq, a predicted model, not a curated record
CAUAGCCAAAUGAUUGGUUCCAGCGUGGACUCAACCAUGGCUGAAGAGAAACUUAUAAAUGUUGGGGUUGGUGUUCUUUCUUUUUCCCACCUGUUGCUCUCGGUUGAGUUAAUAGGUAAUACAGCAUUGUAGUAGCAGCCCUCCAUGGCGGACGAAGAAAAAGAAGAACAACGACAAGCAGAAAUGGAGAAGCUACCGGUGGUUUUACAAGUUCAUCCCGUCUUUGCAAUCGCUCCUAUUGAAGAUCGAUACUUGAAGAAGUUCAGAUUUCUCAAGGCCUGGGAGUCGUCGAUGCCCUUGGACCUCUUCUUGACCACACAUGCUCAGUCGGUGAGAGCCCUUCUCUGCUCUGGCGGUACUGGUAUCCCUGUCACCGCCGACGUCCUUCGAUUCCUUCCCUCUCUCCGAUGCAUCGUCACUACCAGCGCCGGUCUCAACCACAUCGAUUUGGCCGAAUGCCGGCGGAGGGGCAUUGCCAUAGCUAAUUCUGGCGACGCGUUCUCUGAAGACGUUGCUGAUUACGCAAUUGGGCUCCUUCUCGAUGUCCUCAGACGUAUCUCCGCUGCUAAUCGUUAUGUCCGACAGGGACUUUGGCCUACCCAGGGCGAGUAUCCUUUAGGCUCCAGGUUAGGAGGUAAACGAGUGGGGAUUGUUGGCCUAGGACAUAUAGGCUCUGAAGUUGCAAAAAGGCUUGUGGCCUUUGGCUGCAGUGUCUCUUACAACUCAAGGAAGAAGAAGCCAUUUGUUGCGUUUCCAUACUAUUCGGAUGUCCUUGACCUUGCAGCUAAUAGUGAUGUUCUCAUUGUUUGUUGUGCAUUGACAAAGGAAACACACCAUAUCAUUAACAGGGAUGUGCUGUUAGCAUUGGGAGAGAAAGGAGUCAUUGUUAAUGUGGGUCGCGGAGCUCACAUCGAUGAGAAGGAAUUGAUUCAUUGUUUGGUGCAAGGUGAAAUUGGAGGUGCUGGUCUGGAUGUGUAUGAGAAUGAGCCUCAUGUGCCCAAAGAGCUUCUUGCCUUAGAUAAUGUUGUAUUGUCUCCACAUAGAGCUGUGUUUACACCGGAAUCCUUUUUGUCAUUGCAUGAUGUGCUUAUAGCCAACUUGGAAGCAUUCUUCUCAGAUAAACCAUUGCUUUCGGAGGUGAAGGAUGAAUGAGAAGACCAUCCAUUAGGUAAUAUCAGGUAAAGGAUUGAAUUCAUAAAUGGUAUUUAUGUAAUCUUCAGAAAAUUGUAUUUUUAAGAGUUGCACAAUUGAAUUUGUAAAAAUAACCCUUUUUAUACCAUAAAAUUAAAGUGAUCUAUAAAAGAACCCUUGCCUCUAUUAUCUACUA